Messenger RNA from Humulus lupulus (European hop), 2628 nucleotides. Its product is annotated as zinc finger CCCH domain-containing protein 29-like. The record is from RefSeq and is a predicted model, not a curated record. The transcript has 2 exons. NCBI's taxonomy places the organism in Eukaryota, Viridiplantae, Streptophyta, Magnoliopsida, Rosales, Cannabaceae. Gene Ontology annotation, molecular function: metal ion binding; protein binding. The coding region runs from base 173 to 2194 and encodes 673 amino acids.
CUUCAAACUCUAGCUUGGGAAUAUAUAAAGACCCAUCUUCCAUCUUCUGGUUACUCAAGCUUCUUCAAACGAGGUCUUCUGCAAUUAUUUUUGCUCUCUUAAAAAUCAAAGAUAAACCUAAGAAUACCUUUCUCCUUCUCAACAAUAACUACUCUAAAGGAGACUUUUGGGUAUGUGCAGUGGUUCAAAGAAUAAAGUUAAUAAUAACCCCUCAAAGGUUAUCAUGGAGCGCGAUUUUCCCAAAAAGAAUGAUGGGGUUUUCAGUAAAUGCUCUGUUUUGCUCGAAUUGUCCGCCUCGGACGAUCUCGAGGCCUUCAGGAGUAAAAUCGAAGAAAAGGGUAUCAACGUUGACCAGACGGGUUUCUGGUACGGUAGGAGAAUUGGGUCCAAAAAGAUGGGAUUUGAAGAGAGAACUCCUCUUAUGAUAGCUGCCAUGUUUGGAAGCGCCAAGGUUUUGAAGUACAUAAUCGAGUCCGGCAAGGUCGAUGUCAACAGGGCUUGUGGUUCGGACCAAGUCACAGCCCUUCACUGUGCCACGUCCGGAGCCUCGAGCUCUUCGCUGGAGGCUGUGAAGCUCUUGCUUGAUGCUUCGGCUGAUGUUGAUUUGGUUAGCGCUAAUGGAAGCAAGGCUAUUGACUUGCUUGCCCCAGGCUUUAAGGGGCCUUGCAGUUCAAGGAGGAAAGCAAUGGAGAUGUUGCUUAGAGGCGAGACGAACUCCGUUACAGAAGAUGAGGAGGACCAACAGAAGGUUGGAAGUCCUUUGGCCUCAAGGGAGGGUGCUGAGAAGAAAGAAUACCCCAUUGAUGUAUCUUUACCAGAUAUAAACAAUGGGAUGUACGGUUCUGACGAUUUCAGGAUGUAUAGUUUCAAGAUUAAGCCUUGUUCAAGGGCCUACUCUCAUGACUGGACUGAGUGUCCAUUUGUUCACCCCGGGGAGAACGCCAGGAGGAGGGACCCGAGGAAAUACCCUUACAGCUGUGUCCCUUGCCCCGAGUUCAGGAAAGGGUCGUGCCAGAAGGGAGACUCUUGUGAAUACGCUCAUGGAGUUUUCGAGUCAUGGCUUCAUCCCGCUCAGUACCGAACUCGGCUUUGCAAGGAUGAGACUGGAUGCACAAGAAAAGUCUGCUUCUUUGCUCACAAGCAUGACGAAUUGCGCCCUGUUUAUGCCUCAACAGGCUCAGCCAUGCCUUCACCAAGGUCUCUAGGAGUCAGCGCUGCGGACAUGGCGACUUUGAGUCCUUUAGCUCUUGGUCCAUCAUCUUUGCCAUUGCCUGCAACUUCAACACCGCCAAUGUCUCCAAUGGCAAACUCUUCAUCCCCCAAGAAUGGAGGGUUGUGGCAGAACAAAGCUAACCACACCCCACCUGCUCUUCAGCUCCCUGGUAGCCGAUUAAAGACUGCUUUGUGUGCUAGAGAUUUGGGGUUGGAGAUGGAGAUGCUUGGGCUGGAAAGUCACGCCAACCAACAGCAGCAGUUUUUAUUGGAUGAGAUAUCUCGUCUCUCCUCACCCUCAUACUCAAAGCAAUCUAACCUUGACGAUUUAUUUGGAUCCCUCGAUCCUUCUGUUUUGUCUCAAAUGCAGGGAUUUUCAUUAAAAGCCUCAACACAAACCCAGUUGCAAUCUCCAACCGGGCAUCAGAUUCGCCAAAACAUGAACCAACUUCGUGGAAGCUACCCAACCACCAUGUCAUCCUCUCCUGUGAGGAAGCCCACGACUUUUGGGUUUGACUCGGCCGGUUCUAUGGCGGCAGCAGUUAUGAACUCAAGGUCUUCUGCCUUUGCCAAGCGAAGCCAGAGCUUUAUAGACCGCGGUGCAGCCACACACCUGGGCUACACAACAGCUGCCAACUCGGCAUCUAUGAUGUCUUCAUCUAGUUUAUCAGAUUGGAGCUCACCCAAUGGGAAACUGGAUUGGGCAGUUCAAGGGGAUGAGUUGAAUAAGCUGAGAAAGUCUGCUUCUUUUGGGUUCCGAAACAGCAAUGGUGGAACUGCCACAGCAGCAUUGAGGCCAUCAACCAUAGAUGAACCAGAUGUGUCUUGGGUCAAUUCCCUUGUCAAGGAUGUAUCCACUGAGAGGUCUGGCCUGUUUGAUGCUGGGAAGCAGCAGCACUAUAAUCUCAACAAGGGGGUUCGUGAAGUACUUCCACCAUGGGUGGAGCAGCUGUACAUAGAGCAGGAGCAGAUGGUGGCAUGAGUAUUAAGAAUACUUGCUUCUAUGCUUCUCCUCACCAAAUUAAUCUUUUUCAUAAACUUACUGCUUAUUCAUUAUUUGAAGACAUUAUUAUUAUUCAGAUAGAUGCAAGGAGGAAAGGCCCACAAAUUCUGGGCAGGAGGAAGAAGUUAUUACUACUAUUAGGUUAAACAACCAGAGAGGAAAAUUUAGAUCAUCAAAAAGAUUAUGUAUUUUUUAAUUAUAUUAUAUUUGUUUAUUAUUAUUUUUUCUCUUCUCCCAAACUGGGUGUUGUAAUUUGAAAUAUUUCCUUCCCAAAGGGGUGUAUCUUAGCUCUGAUCUGAUCAAAUUUGUGGUUUUCUCAUUAAGAAUGGGUUCUCUUUUAGAUGCAUGUAUAAUAUUGAUAAUAAAAAUAAUGUAUUCAAUUGACAUUACAAUCUAAACAUCUUUCUGUGCUA